Molecule: messenger RNA, 1434 nt
Organism: Knipowitschia caucasica
Lineage: Eukaryota; Metazoa; Chordata; Actinopteri; Gobiiformes; Gobiidae
Source: the annotation of a GenBank genome assembly
AUGGCUCAACCUGCGGAGAAAGCUUAUUAUCGGUUCGUGGUGCUGUUCUUCAACUGUCUGCUGACGUUUGGAUCCUACUUCUGCUUUGACAUGCCGAGUGUUUUGCAAGAUCAGUUCCAAGGGAAUCUGACCUGCCCCAACACCACCGGGACCAACUCCACCACGGACUGUGUGGAGGGACUCGGCAUGAGCCCUCAGGAGUACAACUUGCUCUACGCCAUCUACGCCUGGACGAACGCCAUCGUGGUGAUAAUGGCCGGCUUUCUGAUCGACAAACUGGGAAACCGCUUCGGAGUCUUUCUCUUCUCCUUCCUGUGUGUUCUGGGCUCCUCCCUGUUUGCCUUGGGGUCCCACUUCAAAGGGACCCCGUAUCUUCUGCCCCUCAUGCUGACGGGACGGCUGCUUUUCGGCUCCGGCAACGGCUCUCUCACCAUCGUUCAGAACCGGAUCACGGCGUUCUGGUUCAAGGGGAAGGAGCUGGCGUUGGCGUUCGGCCUGACCCUGGCCUUCUCUCGUCUGGGGUCGGUGCUGAACUUCUUCUUCACGCAGAUGUUUGAAGAAGGGUUUGGCAUGCAGUGGACGCUCUGGGGAGGGGCGUUUCUGUGCGUCCUUGGCUUCACCUCGGCCGUCAUUGUGAGUUCCCUGGACAAGGUUGGAAUUAAGCAGCUGGGUCUGGACGGCGCCAUUCAAGAGGAGUCUAGAAAAGUGAGGAUUCAAGACGUGAAGCUGCUCUCGCUGAGAUACUGGCUGCUGGUUCUCACCAUUAUGUUUUUCUACAACGGAAUCUUCCCAUUCAUUGCGGAUGCCAGCAAGUUCAUCCAGGACAAGUACAGUGACUACAGUCAGAAGGAGGCCUCGUACAUCGCAGGAGCAGUGUACGACUCCUCUCUGGUCCUGUCCGCCAGCGUGGGAAUCCUCAUCGAUUUCGUGGGUCUGCGUGGAGUUUUCGCCGUGGCUUGUGCCGUCUUCACGCUGCCUGUUUUCGGUCUGCUGGCGUUCACUUUCGUCCCUCCCCUCGUGUCCACCGUUUGGCUGGGAGUCACCUACUCUUUUGCCGCAGCGAGCAUGUGGCCAUCCAUCCCCCUGGUGGUUCCUCAGGCAACCUUAGGGACCGCCAUGGGCCUCGCUACGUCUAUUCAGAUGAUUGGAAUCGGUGUGUCCAAUCUGGUUGUCGGGCAGAUUUUAGGAUCCAAAUCAAGUGAUAAGAUUCCAUUGUGGCGUUGGCAGAGAAUGAUGAUCUUCAUGUUGGCCAAUACGAUCGGCUGUAUUAUCACCUCUGUGCUGCUGAAUAUUGUGGACCACAGACAGGGAGGUAUUUUGAACAAGAUGACCAAAAAAUCAGCACAGACGGAGAGAGAGGAGGACACAGAGACGCUGAACCCCGAACUGGACCAAACCGACGAAGAAGAGAAUCCACAACAUUCAAUCAAUUAA